UAACGCCGCGGUCAGUUGCCGACAGUCCGUCGCGUCAAAAGGACGUGUGUUACAGAGCAAUCAAAAGAGAACUGCUUCCGUUUUAUUGUGGACGUCAAAUAACUAAAGAAAGUUGUGAACAUCGGCCAUAUUUAUGGUAAUCUCAUCCCGCAGAAAAGAUCAUCGUCACCCGUGAAAUAUGAAUAUAUUAUGGUAUGGCCUCGCAAUCCUGGUUUUACUUGAAAAAGGCGUAUACGGACAUGGAAGGCUGAUAGAACCACCGUCACGGGCGUCAGCGUGGCGCUAUGGGUUUGACACUCCACACAACUACAACGACCACGAGUUAUAUUGUGGUGGUUUCACAAGACAAUGGAACAAGAAUGGAGGCAAAUGUGGUGUAUGUGGGGAUGCCUGGGACUCGCCUAAGCCUCGGGCCCACGAGCUCGGCGGCAGAUUUGGGCAAGGCGUGAUAGUGAGAAAAUACGCACCAAAAGAUGUAAUCGUCAUCAAAGUCGAACUUACAGCUAGCCACAACGGUUUCUUUGAAUUCAGAGUAUGCGACAAACUCAAAGACACUGAUCAGGAAUGCAUGGACAAACACGUCCUGAACUUGGAAGGAAAGAGUGACACCAGAUACUAUCCUCGUGAAGGUAACAAGAUUUAUGAAAUGAAAUAUCAGCUUCCGGAGGGUCUGGAAUGUACUCAUUGCGUACUACAGUGGAAGUAUAUUGCUGGUAAUAACUGGGGAACGUGUGCAAAUGGUACUGGGGCUGUUGGUUGUGGACCGCAGGAAGAGUUUCGAGCGUGCGCCGAUAUAGCCAUAGGUGAUCGCUUUACCACCACCACCAGGAGGCCGAGACCGACAUAUGUCCCACCGAACAGGACUCCGAAGGUCCCGACUCCUGAACAAUCAGAAUCUUCUGGAAGCGCUUGGUUCGGAGUUAUUAUCGCAAUCAUCACACUGUUCAUCGCUAUUGCGGUAUUGGCCGGAAUAUACUUGUACUAUUACAGAGGUGGCAUGAGGAUCAAGAACCUUUUGAAAUCCAAAGGGGCUCCUCCAGCGCCUGUUCCACCUCCGAGACAUAAAAGAUCUUCUCUGUCUAGAGAAAACCCACCAGAAAUCUCAUCCCCGAAAGGAAUCUCCGAGUCCGGAUUCGAAACAGUAGACUUAAGGUCAAAAUAAUGAAAUACUUCGAUAUUGUAACUGACACUGCCCUUUUUAGUCUUAGGUACUUGGAUGUACAUUUGUGUGUGAUUGUUGAAAAUAUUGAGACAGCGACGAAAAUAUAUAUUUUAUGUAUUUCAAAAUAUUUCUUUCGUAAAAAGGAAAUAUAAGUCGGCAGCGGAAACGAAAAUGAUUUUGCGAAAGAAAACUCUGUUGACUAUUAUUAAGAAAAACGCAGAUUAUGAAGAAAAUGUAAAUAAAAACAUUAAAAUUCCAAUUUUUGUUCUGUAUUAAAGUUAUGUUAACGAUUUUGAAAGUAUAGAUUGGCUAAAUAAUUUGUCUUUCAAACAGAACUUAUUUAGAUUAGUCACCAGUGUAUACAUAAAAAUAAAAUAAUAAUAUGUAUGAAGCUGUCCAUCGAAACGACCAUUGUAAAUUAUAAUUUAU
Messenger RNA from Danaus plexippus (monarch butterfly), 1591 nucleotides. RefSeq lists its product as uncharacterized. Lineage: Eukaryota; Metazoa; Arthropoda; Insecta; Lepidoptera; Nymphalidae. The coding region runs from base 179 to 1162 and encodes 327 amino acids. The record is from RefSeq and is a predicted model, not a curated record. The transcript is spliced from 2 exons.